UAAAAAAUAGUCGAUUAAUUGCGUGCAUGAUCUUACUACGAUGGAUGGGCUUAUCCUUUGUAUCAAUGUGCUACUGGAUGAACCCGCACGGAACCCCUUUCCUUCACAUGGUAAUACCCCAGAAAAACUUUCCCAGCAUUGGCACUCAGAUGCAUAUAGAUGGCAUUGGCAUUUGUGGUGUUGCCCCCCAACUAUGGCUCCCACAGAUUCUUCAGUCGUCACACAAACGAUUCCUUCCCUGCUGAUGGUUUCCGUAGGCGUUCAAGUACCACUGCAUCUCAAACACAAAAACUCAGGUUAAUACAAGUGGGCUACAGCCCAAACAACAUGAAUCAACACAUCAAAACUUUAUGCAGUGAGCAGCGGCUGGAGGAAGCGGUUUCAAUUUUGCAGACAAUGGAGCAGCAAGACAUUCCAGUUGAGUCGAGCUCGUAUGCUCGUCUGUUACAGACCUGUGCGGACCUUCAAGCCCUGGAACAAGGUAAACAAAUUCACACCUACAUUGUCUUAAAUGGUCUGACUGAAAAUGUUUAUUUGGGUAGCAAGCUCUUAAACAUGUACGUCAUGUGCGGCAGUCUGGUGGAGGCCAGGCUGCUCUUUGAUCAAAUUCCAAAACGCACUCGUUUCUUCUGGAACAUGAUGACUAGAGCCUAUUCUAUGAGUGGCCUUUAUAACGAGGCUCUUCUACUGUAUGACAAAAUGCUAUUGGCUAAUGUGCAACCUAAUCGUUUCACUUACCCCUUUGUUCUCAAAGCCUGCGCUUACACCAAGUCUAUUGAUUUGGGUAGGGAGAUCCACGAAUAUGCAGUCGAUGUUGGGUUAGAUUCAGAUGUCUUUGUGGGGAGUGCCCUUGUUGAUAUGUAUGUUAAAUGUGGUUUUCUUGAGGAUGCACGCGAUGUGUUUGACAAAAUGCCUGAACCCAAUGUUGCCGCAUGGAAUGCUAUAAUUACAGGAUAUGCUCAGAGUGGAUAUGGAGAAGAGGCCUUGAGUCUCCUCCGGGAAAUGCAAAUGAUGCCGGAGAAACCCGACUUGGACACCAUCGUCAGUGCUCUGUCGGCAUGUGCUACUUUGCAACAGGGAAAAGAGAUUCAUGGUUUUAUUAUAAAAAGCGGAUAUGAUUCUCAAGACACAGUUGUUACUUCGCUUGCUUCCAUGUAUUGUAAAUGCGGGAGUGUUGGGGAUACCCCUCUAAAAUUAGACGAAAGGCCACCACGAAAUGUAACUGCAUAGAAGGCAACGAGUUCAGCUUAUGUGCGGAAUGAGAGGUUUGAUGAAGCUUUGAUAAUGUUGCAUCAGAAUGAAGCUGGCAUGUCUGAAAGCCAAUACAAUCACCCGGAUAAGCAUUCAUUCAGCAUGUAGCACUUCAAGAGCUAUGCCGCGUGGCUCAAAAUUUAGUGGGUGAGAUGAUUUUCUGCAGAAUGCCAUUGUAGCAUUGUAGACGAAAUAUGGGAGUUUAGAGAAUUCAUAACUAGUGUUUGACAGAAUGGAAAAAAAAGGGUUUACUUUCACUUUAUGCAAUGAUUGCAAGUUAUGUCCAGACUGAGAGUUUUGCUGAAGCUUUGAAACUCUACCAUGGAUUGCAAUUAACUGCAUCAAACUUGAUGAUGUAGCUUCUAGUAGUCUUCUGCGACAGCAAGGUUUUAAGCCAGACUAAAUCGUAUUCGUUGAAUAUUCUGUGUAUGAAUCGAUGCAACCCAUUGUAGAUAAAGUUUUCCACUAUCUUGAUUUACGAGCAGAGUAUCACAUACUGCAAUGCAGUGAGUACUCUGUGUCAUGUAUGGUAGGCAUUCUUUUCCGUUCUAGACAUCUAAAGUAGCAUAUUACUUAAUCAAAUAGAUGGCAUUAAAAUCUGAUACUGC
This is a messenger RNA of Cryptomeria japonica (Japanese cedar), 1859 nucleotides long. Its product is annotated as pentatricopeptide repeat-containing protein At4g37170. Gene Ontology annotation, biological process: RNA modification. Gene Ontology annotation, molecular function: RNA binding; protein binding. Bases 160 to 1230 code for a protein of 356 amino acids. The record is from RefSeq and is a predicted model, not a curated record. NCBI's taxonomy places the organism in Eukaryota, Viridiplantae, Streptophyta, Pinopsida, Cupressales, Cupressaceae. The transcript has a single exon.